UGCUUGGCUAGCUGACUUGGAUCAUCUCCUAGAUUUUAGGAGAAAUAACUCUUGCCAAGACUGGAUUUGCUAAACCUUUAGUCUUUGCUGGCAGGAAAGAAAAUUUUGGGAGCACAAAAUGGAAAUGGAAGACCUGGGAUCAGAAAUUAUUACUUUCAUAGAGUGCCUCAUGAAAAUGAAUGAACAUUUGGGGAACACUGCUAUGCUUCUAAAGAAAGAAGAAAAGGAGAUGUGUAAUUUAUGCAGCAUGCAUGAUGAACAUACCCCACAACAGACAAUGGGCACCAUUCAAGACUCCAAAGCAACAAGCAUUGCUGCAAGAGGGAAACUAACUGUCAUAGAAACAGCUACUGUUUCCUGCACAAAUGGAGAGAAAAAUCAUUACGCAAACCAGGUCCAGUUAAAAAACAAUAAAACACAUAUAAAUUCUGUGUUGGUAGAAAAUGAAAACAACGCAUCAUUAGCCAGAAAUGUAACUGGGCAAGAAGAGUCACAGAACACAAUGUUCCCAGAUAAUGCAGAAAAUGGAGAUGAUAAACAAAUAGAACACAUGACUGCUGAGCACAUAAACAGCAACAAGGAACAGAUUCAUGACAUAAUCCAGACAACAGAAAGAGACAUUAAAGAAACCCCAGAGAACCUAAGAGACGAGAUGACCACAUCCUCAACAGCAUGUGAUAUCCCCGAUGAAUAUGUGAAUGAUCUCAAUGACUCAAAAAAUCAAAAACAACAAGAUAACAUUGUGGAGCAGGAGUAUCUCGAUGUGCCGAGUGAUGGCGCAGACCCCCAAGUGUCUUGUUACAUUACAGCACCGUCGUACAUUCUGCGGCAACUAGAAUGCAGGAUAAGUAACAGCCUGAGUUCUUUAAUUGUGACCGACAAUGAAGAAUUGGUCAGCAAUGUAGUCUCUGUUGAAUGCUCAGAUAAGGAGAAGAGGAUCCCGUUUCCAAUCUGCAUCGCCAUUCCCUUCACUGUCUGUUCCCGGGGAAAUUACAGAGAUAUCAUGGUGAAAGUGUCUGACACGAACCUUCAAUCAAGUUACCUGUCCCCGACUUCCCUGGAAGGAAUGAAAAGCUAUAAGGGAACUUGCGCAGCAGUGAAAGCUUACAAACUGGGUAUGUUUUCUGUUGUGUCUUGUUUAAAGAAAGAGUCCUUCAUAGUAACAAAGAAAGGCCUCACACUGAAGUCCGGCGUGGAUUCCCGAAUAGCCUUCUGUUACCCUCCAGGAGCUUUCAGCUCACCAGUGCUCGUACAGUUAAAGAUCCAGCCAGUUGAUCCCUCUCUGGUGACAUAUUUAAAAACACAGCAAGAUGCUGCCUACCCAGUACUGUCCACAAGCCCUCUGAUUCAUGUUCAACAUCCAUCAACUCACCCUUUUCAGAAGCCAGUCACAAUAGUCCUACCUUGUCCUCCGCAAUCUGAUAGAAAGACCCUCGGGUCUGACAUAGAGCAUCAAAGAACAGGUAAUGCCACACCAAACAGGAACGCACCUCUAUGUUUCAGCCGGGCCAAAAGUGCUUCCCUAAGAAAACCUGGGAACAGCAAUUGUGAAAAUCUGAAAUUACUGGGAUUCAGAAGCCAUGAUAGUGGUUGGCUUGGACUUGAUAAUGUUGUGGUGCGAAUCGUCCAGAGUGGCUCGAUAUCAUUUGAGCUGCACGAACAUGUGGAGAGGUUUAUUGUGCUUCACCUCUCUUCCAUGGUGGAUAACAGCCACUUGGUUUCUUUUGCAAAGUCCUUAGAGGAAGCCUUGCUCAACACCACGGCCUGCAUAGUACUCUCCCAGCAGAAGGACAAUCCACAUAGAGUGGUUAUUUUAGUGGUGCCUUUUAAAAAUUUAAACCAGACACUUAAGAACUUGCACUUGGAAGGGUUCAGAGGACUUCCAGAAUCACCUCGCCAUUUCCAAGUGAGAGAAGGAGAACAACUGCUUUUAAGGUUCACUGGAAAUAUAUUUGGUUCAAGCAAUGGGAAGGAUUAUGAAAAAGACCACAGGCUUAUUUUCCAUUUACAAAGAAAAUCCAGGCUGGAACUUCAGAUCAAAGAAGUGGAUGAAUUUGGAAACUAUAGCUGUCCUCAUUACAAGGGGACAAUUGUAGUUUAUAAAGUACCCAAAGAAAAGAUAAUCUCUAACUUGGAUCAAUCUUUUGUAUUUAGUGAAAGCCAUUAUAUGUUGCCAAUUUGCAAAUUACCAUUGCGAUUGCCAAAGCAUAAAAAAUUGAUCAACCGUCCACAGAGCACCAAAAGAAUCUCUACAGAUCCUGUAGAAGCCCUGUGGGAUAACCUGCUGCACUGGCUGGCAGAAGAGCUCUCUGAAGAAGGCACUGAGGCCCUCACCUCCUCCCUCCCUCUGCGCCGCAGCACCGUGCAGCUCAUCAAGCUCAAGCACCCUGACGACCCCACAGAACAGAUCCAUGAACUUCUUUGCUUCUGGAAAAAAUCACUUCCAACCUCCACCGACAAACUUCGCCUCCUCGUUCGUCAUCUCCGCAAGAUGGGCAGGAGUGACCUUGCAGAGAAGCUCAAGUUCAAGUGGGAAAAUAAAGUGUUCACCGAACCCCAGCAGUGGUUUGAUAUGGAAGGGGAGUAAAGCUAGGUGGCUCUUCCCUUUUGCCCUAAGAAAAUGUUCAUGGGUUAUACAGGUUGCCUCUGUCAACUUGUAUCAAGCAGUUUCUUAGUAACACUGAUUGAAGUGAGUCUAUUUGAUUGCUAUUUGAAACAAAGGAGAGGCAGUAAUCAGACAAAAAAAGUGGGUGACUACCCCCUCCCUGUUGAGUGACACGAGCUCUGUAAAAGCACGACUGCCUUGGUCUUAGCCGCACACCACAGCAUUUGCAAUAUAGUUUUCCCCAUUUCUGUUCUAAUAGUCAAGUCUGCUUUCUAAGUGCAAAGUAAAAAUAUGACACACAGAAUCAAGUUUUGUCAUUGACAUAAAACUAAAGUAAGUAUCCUUACUCCAAAAAUCCAGUUCAAGUUACAUAGGCCCCAAGGGGCCUACUGAUAACAAUACCCAACAAGUGGGCCUGGGUUUGGUGACACCAACUGACUUGAAAGAAAGAGAAAGGCUCAAAAUAGAUUAAAAGAGAAGAAUA
Octodon degus (degu) is the source of this 3089-nucleotide messenger RNA. RefSeq names its product death domain containing 1 (gene Dthd1). Bases 119 to 2587 code for a protein of 822 amino acids. The record is from RefSeq and is a predicted model, not a curated record. Gene Ontology annotation, biological process: signal transduction. Gene Ontology annotation, molecular function: protein binding. NCBI's taxonomy places the organism in Eukaryota, Metazoa, Chordata, Mammalia, Rodentia, Octodontidae. The transcript is spliced from 10 exons.